GGCCUUUACAGCACAGAGAUCCAGCCAUGGCACCUACAAUCACUUCAGCUAUGAUCUACUCUAAGAACCACCUGACUCUGACCAACAAGCUAAGAAAGCCAGUGGUGGAGAAGUUACGCAGAGAUCGUAUCAACAGCUGCCUUGAGAAGCUCAAGUCUCUCCUGGGUCCAGAGAUUCUCAAUCAGCAGCCCGACUCCAAGCUGGAGAAAGCAACCAUCCUGGAGAUGACAGUUAGCUUCCUGAAACAACAGCAACAGUAUCAACCAUUGAGCUCCUCCUCCUGCUCAGCACCUGACAAUCAGGGUUACUCCAGGUGUGUCCAAGAGAUUGUGCACUUCCUGUCCAAGGAUGAGGUGACGACAGAGUCCCAGAGAAGACUGCUGAGCUACUUCCAGAGCCUGCAGCCAUCAUCUGAUAAGAACAGGAGGGAGAGUGACCUGCUUCAGUUGAGCACCCCAGCCCAGCACAGCAUGAGCAAAGAGAAGGGUCCAGUCAACAGCGCCCUCUGGAGGCCCUGGUAGAGUCCUACAGACUGGAGCUUCAUUCUCAUGCAGGACAUUUCCCAGUCCUUAUUACAGAGGAGUUCAUCCACAUUUUCUGCAUUUGCAGGAGUUUAUGUUAAUUUGUAAUGACAAAAUGCAUUGAACAAUAUCAGUAUUUGAAUCUUCCUCUCUUGAUUACAAGAGGAUCAAUAGCAUAUUCUGUUUUAUAUUUCAUUUUUAUGAAGUGAAUAUACUGUGUAUUGUUUCCUGUGGGAACGUUUUAAUAAUUUAUGAAAUAGUGUUCACUGUCUUUCUAGCGGAAAGAUUGUGAUUGAACAAUGUUCAAUCCUAUUUGUACUGUUUUGAUAUCGAAAUUGAAUAUCUUAAUGGCAAAACAUGCAAACAGUAUCAGACGUCAUUACAUUUAUGUAGACGCUGUUAUCCAGAGCGACUUACAGUAGUGAUUGUAUACAUUUUCUUCUUUAUACUUGUCCCCCGUGGGAAUCGAACCCACAAUACUGGCGUUGCAAGCACCAUUCUACACCAACUAAGCUACACGGAACAUUAUCGCUUUCCCCUGAAAAUUAUAUCAGCAUUUUAGACAGAAUAAUACUUCCUCUCGAUGGCGAGAGGAGUUAAAACGUGUAGACCUACUGGUUUGUAUCGCUAUGUGAGUGUAUCACAUUCCUCGCCUUCUGAGAAGGUAUUGUAAAGAUUGAAAACAUGUUUUCAAAAUUAAUGUAAAUC
This is a messenger RNA of Oncorhynchus tshawytscha (Chinook salmon), 1229 nucleotides long. RefSeq names its product transcription factor HES-5-like. Bases 27 to 521 code for a protein of 164 amino acids. The transcript is spliced from 2 exons. Gene Ontology annotation, molecular function: DNA-binding transcription factor activity, RNA polymerase II-specific; protein dimerization activity; RNA polymerase II cis-regulatory region sequence-specific DNA binding. Gene Ontology annotation, cellular component: nucleus. The record is from RefSeq and is a predicted model, not a curated record. Lineage: Eukaryota; Metazoa; Chordata; Actinopteri; Salmoniformes; Salmonidae. Gene Ontology annotation, biological process: anterior/posterior pattern specification; regulation of neurogenesis; regulation of transcription by RNA polymerase II.